Molecule: messenger RNA, 37471 nt
Organism: Coregonus sp. 'balchen'
Lineage: Eukaryota; Metazoa; Chordata; Actinopteri; Salmoniformes; Salmonidae
Source: the annotation of a GenBank genome assembly
UGUUUGGUCUCAGUGGGUCUGGACUCCAAAAACACGAUCUGUGUGUGGGACUGGAGGAGGGGCAAGGUGCUGGCAGCAGCUCCUGGCCACGCUGACAGGGUAAGUAUACUAUAGCAUCCUCCCCUCUCUGUCUCAGGCACCAGGCCCAGAUCAAUCUCCUCAUUUACUGUAGUUAUAAAUGCAGCCAGGAUGGAGCAGGAAGGAGCGGGAACCCAAAGGAGACGCACAUAAACAAGUUAGGCCUGAUUGAUCGUUAGCAUUCCAGACUCUGUCUGAAGAGAUGCUAAGCUAAUGAAAUUGAAUUUUAAAAAGAUGAUAUGUAUGCAGCUGUGUUCAUUUUUAUUCAACCAACAUACACACAAUGACUCACACAGAUACAGACAUACACACACUGCCACACCUUAAGUGUUUGUGUUAAGCCUUGUUUAAUGACGUUAAUUGAAGAUGACAUCAAAAGUGUUGUAAACGUAUUUGUUGCACAGUAUGUUUUGCAUUUAAUUGUACAUAGUUAAACUUACCAUGUGAUCUAUCCCACAGAUAUUUGAUAUAUCAUGGGACUUGUACCAGCCAAGCAAGCUUGUUAGCUGUGGUGUCAAACAUAUCAAGGUACUGUUUAAAUCAAGUUCAUACCUUACAAAGUGUGUUUGGAUCUGUAAUUGGUUGUAUGUUUAGCACACACAGAUACACUAUACAGUACCAGUCAAAAGUUUGGACACACCUACUCAUUCCAGUGGUUUUCUAUAUUUGUACUAUUUUCUACAUUGUAGAUUAAUAGUGAAGCCAUCAUAACUAUGAAAUAACACAUAUGUAAUCAUGUAGUAACCAAAAAACAAAUCAAAAUAUAUUUUAUAUGUGAGAUUCUUCAAAGUAGUCACCCUUUGCAUUGAUGACAGCUUUGCACACUCUUGGCAUUCUCUCAACCAGCUUCAUGAGGAAUGCUUUUCCAACAUUCUUGAAGGAGUUCCCACAUAUGCUGAGCACUUGUUGGCUGCUUUUCCUUCACUCUGUGGUCCAACUCAUCCCAAACCAUCUGAAUUGGGUUGAGGUCGUGUGAUUGUGGAGGCCAGGUCAUCUGAUGCAGCACUCCAUCACUCUCCUUGGUCAAAUAGCUCUUACACAGCCUGGGGGUGUGUUUUGGUUCAUUGUCCUGUUGAAAAACAAAUGAUAGUCCCACUAAGCGCAAACCAGAUGGGAUGGCGUAUCGCUGCAGAAUGCUGUGGUAGCCAUGCUGGUUAAGUGUGCCUUGAAUUCUAAAUAAAUCACUGACAGUGUCACCAGCAAAGCACCAUCACACCUCCUCCUCCAUGCUUCACGGUGGGAACAAUACAAGCGGAGAUCAUCCGUUCACCUACUCUGCGUCUCACAAAGACACGACAGUUGGAACCAAAAAUCUCAAAUUUGGACUCAUCAGACCAAAGGACAUAUUUCCACCGGUCUAAUGUCCAUUGCUCCUGUUUCUUGGCCAAAGCAAGUCUCUUCUUAUUAUUGGUGUCCUUUAGUAGUGGUUUCUUUGCAGCAAUUCUACCAUGAAGGCCUGAUUCACGCGGUCUCCUCUGAACAGUUGCGGUUGAGAUGUGUCUGUUACUUGAAUUCUGUGAAGUAUUAAUUUGGGCUGCAAUUUCUGAGGCUGGUAACUUAAUGAACUUAUCCUCUGCAGCAGAGGUAACUCUGGGUCUUCCUUUCCUGUGGCGGUCCUCAUGAGAGCUAGUUUCAUCAUAGCGCUUGAUGGUUUUUGCGACUGCACUUGAAGAAACUUUCAAAGUUCUUGAGAUUUUCCAGAUUCACUGACCUUCAUGUCUUAAAGUAAUGAUGGACUGUCUUUUGUCUUUGCUUAUUUGAGCUGUUCUUGCCAUAAUAUGGACUUGGUCUUUUAACAAAUAGGGCUAUCUUCUGUAUACCCUCCCUACCUUGUCACAACACAAGUUAUUGGCUCAAAAUAGGAAAUCAAUUCCACAAAUUAACUUUUAAGAAGGCACACCUGUUAAUUGAAAUGCAUUCCAGGUGACUACCUCAUGAAGCUGGUUGAGAGAAUGCCAAGAGUGUACAAAACUGUCAUCAAGGCAAAGGGUGGCUAUUUGAAGAAUCUCAAAUAUAAAAUAUAUUUUGAUUUGUUUAACACUUUUUUGGUUACUACAUGAUUCCAUAUGUGUUAUUUCAUAGUUUUGAUGCCUCCACUAUUAUUCUACAAUGUAAAAAAUAGUAAAAAUAAAGAAAACCCCUGGAAUGAGUAGGUGUGUCCAAACUUUUGACUGGUACUGUAUAUACAAAAGUAUGUGGACACUCCUUCAAAUUAGUGGAUUCGGCUAUUUCAGCCACAGGUGUAUCAAAUCAAGCACACAGCCAUGCAAUCUCCAUAGACAAACAUUGGCAGUAGAAUGGCCUCACUGAAGAGCUCAGUAACUUUCAACGUGGCACUGUCAUAGGAUGCCACCUUUCCAACAAGUCAGUUCGUCAAAUUUCUGCCCUGCUAGAGCUGCCCCGGUCAACUGUAAGUGCUGUUAUUGUGAAGUGGAAAACUGGUAAGCCACACAAGCUCACAGAACGGGACCACCGAGUGCUGAAGCGUGUAGCAUAAAAAUGGUCUGUCCUCGUUUGCAACACUCACUACCGAGUUCCAAACUGCCUCUGGAAGCAAUGUCAGCACAAUAACUGUUCGUCGGCAGCCUCAUGAAAUGGGUUUCCAUGGCCGAGCAGCCGCACACAAGCCUAAGAUCACCAUGCGCAAUGCCAAGCGUCGGCUGGAGUGGUGUAAAGCUUGCUGCCAUUGGACAAUGGAGCAGUGGAAACGCAUUCUCUGGAGUGAUGAAUCACGCUUCACCAUCUGGCAGUCUGAUGGACGAAUCUGGGUUUGGCGGAUGCCAGGAGAACGCUACCUGCCCCAAUGCAUAGUGCCAAUUGUAAAGUUUGGUGGAGGAGGAAUAAUGGUCUGGGACUGUUUUUCAUGAUUUGGGCUAGGCCCCUUAGUUCCAGUGAAGGGAAAUAUUAACGCUACAGCAUACAAUGACAUUCUAGACGAUUCUGUGCUUCCAAAUUUGUGGCAACAGUUUGGGGAAGGCCCUUUCCUGUUUCAGCAUGACAAUGCCCCCGUGCACAAGGCGAGGUCCAUACAGAAAUGGUUUGUCGAGAUCGGUGUGGAAGAACAUGACUGGCCAGCACAGAGCCCUGACCUCAACCCCAUCGAACACCUUUGGGAUGAAUUGGAACGCCUACUGCGAGCCAGGCCUAAUCGCCCAACAUCAGUGCCCAACCUCAGUAAUGCUCUUGUGGCUGAAUGGAAGCAAGUCCCUGCAGCAAUGUCCCAACAUCAAGUGGAAAGCUUUCCCAGAAGAGUGGAGUUUGUUAUAGCAGCAAAGGGGGGACCAACUCCAUAUUAAUGUUCAUGAUUUUGGAGUUAAAUAUUCAAUGAGCAGGUGUCCACAUACUUUUGGUCAUGUAGUAUACAGUGGGGAAAAAAAGUAUUUAGUCAGCCACCAAUUGUGCAAGUUCUCCCACUUAAAAAGAUGAGAGAGGCCUGUAAUUUUCAUCAUAGGUACACGUCAACUAUGACAGACAAAAUGAGGAAAAAAAAUCCAGAAAAUCACAUUGUAGGAUUUUUUAUGAAUUUAUUUGCAAAUUAUGGUGGAAAAUAAGUAUUUGGUCAAUAACAAAAGUUUCUCAAUACUUUGUUAUAUACCCUUUGUUGGCAAUGACACAGGUCAAACGUUUUCUGUAAGUCUUCACAAGGUUUUCACACACUGUUGCUGGUAUUUUGGCCCAUUCCUCCAUGCAGAUCUCCUCUAGAGCAGUGAUGUUUUGGGGCUGUCGCUGGGCAACACGGACUUUCAACUCCUUCCAAAGAUUUUCUAUGGUGUUGAGAUCUGGAGACUGGCUAGGCCACUCCAGGACCUUGAAAUGCUUCUUACAAAGCCACUCCUUCGUUGCCCGGGCGGUGUGUUUGGGAUCAUUGUCAUGCUGAAAGACCCAGCCACGUUUCAUCUUCAAUGCCCUUGCUGAUGGAAGGAGGUUUUCACUCAAAAUCACAUGAUACAUGGCCCCAUUCAUUCUUUCCUUUACACGGAUCAGUCGUCCUGGUCCCUUUGCAGAAAAACAGCCCCAAAGCAUGAUGUUUCCACCCCCAUGCUUCACAGUAGGUAUGGUGUUCUUUGGAUGCAACUCAGCAUUCUUUGUCCUCCAAACACGACAAGUUCUCUUUUGGUUUCAUCUGACCAUAUGACAUAUGACAUUCUCCCAAUCCUCUUCUGGAUCAUCCAAAUGCACUCUAGCAAACUUCAGACGGGCCUGGACAUGUACUGGCUUAAGCAGGGGGACACGUCUGGCACUGCAGGAUUUGAGUCCCUGGCGGCGUAGUGUGUUACUGAUGGUAGGCUUUGUUACUUUGGUCCCAGCUCUCUGCAGGUCAUUCACUAGGUCCCCCCGUGUGGUUCAGGGAUUUUUGCUCACCAUUCUUGUGAUCAUUUUGACCCCACGGGGUGAGAUCUUGCGUGGAGCCCCAGAUCGAGGGAGAUUAUCAGUGGUCUUGUAUGUCUUCCAUUUCCUAAUAAUUGCUCCCACAGUUGAUUUCUUCAAACCAAGCUGCUUACCUAUUGCAGAUUCAGUCUUCCCAGCCUGGUGCAGGUCUACGAUUUUGUUUCUGGUGUCCUUUGUCAGCUCUUUGGUCUUGGCCAUUGUGGAGUUUGGAGUGUGACUGUUUGAGGUUGUGGACAGGUGUCUUUUAUACUGACAGUCCGGUGCCAUAACAUGUGGAAAGCCUCUUAAUAAUUGGUCUAUAGAGCCAGUGACCAACUCCAGAAUUUGUCAUUGAUUUUGGAGUGUGAACCUAUGAUGAAAGGUAUCCAGAACUUGCCAUGUGCUAUAUUGUCCCAUAUGUUGUCUAAUGUAGUACAUAACCAGUCUGCUUUUGAAAAGGUGUGAUGUCUUGUGUCUUAUUUACAUAAUGUUUUCAGAAAGUUCCGCAGAGAAUUUAAUGGUAAUGCACUCCUUUUCUCUCUGUCUUCUUUGCUUUAUCGCUGUGAUCAUAUCAAAGCCCUAAGUGAUAUAUGCAAAUUACUUUUAUUCUGGAGUUUAUGACUAUUAAUCCAUAACAUCAGUAGGACAGGCAAUGACUCAUAGAAAUCUAUUUUUUCAUGUUAAUCUCUAUUAAUGUGGACUGCAGAGGAGGAACAAUUUCUUAUUUUUAAAGGAGAAUUCAGCAUUUUUCCCUUUCAGUUCUUCACAUUCAGCUUUACAUUUCUCUAUACAAACUACUGUCUUCAAUGAAGCACUCAUAUCUCUGCAAAGCCUUGUAUUAGAUUCAUGGUGUUCCACUUAAAUGGUCAUUAAACACUACUCCCCAAAUGAAAUUUUGACCAAAUUGUUGUCUUGAGAGAGAGAUAUAUCACAGGGAACUUCUGUUUUCAUAGGAUACUUUUCAUUUAGUUGAGUGUGCUUCUGUGUGUGAUUGUGUGUUUAUCAUUGGGAUAGGAAUUGAUCUACAGUUGAAGUUAACAUACACCUUAGCCAAAUACAUUUAAACUCAGUUUUUCACAAUUCCUGACAUUUAAUCCUAGUAUAAAUUCCCUGUCUUAGGUCAGUUAGGAUCACCACUUUAUUUUUGAGAAUGUGAAAUGUCAGAAUAAUAGUAGAGAUAAUGAUUUCUUUCAGCUUUUAUUUCUUUCAUCACAUUUCCAAUGGGUCAGACGUUGAUAUACUCAAUUAGUAUUUGGUAGCAUUGCCUUUAAAAUGUUUAACUUGGGUCAAACGUUUCGGGUAGCCUUCCACAAGCUUCCCACAAUAAGUUGGGUGAAUUUUGGCCCAUUCCUCUUGACAGAGCUGGUGUAACUGAGUCACGUUUGUAGGCCUCCUUGCUCGCAGACGCUUUUUCAGUUCUGCCAACAAAUGUUCUAUAGGAUUGAGGUCAGGGCUUUGUGAUGGCCACUCCAAUACCUUGACUUUGUUGUCCUUAAGCCAUUUUGCCACAACUUUGGAAGUAUGCUUGGGGUCAUUGUCCAUUUGGAAGACCCAUUUGCGACCAAGCUUUAACUUCCUGACUGAUGUCUUGAGAUGUUGCUUCAAUAUAUCCACAUAAUUUUCCUUCCUCAUGAUGCCAUCUAUUUUGUGAAGUGCACCAGUCCCUCCUGCAGCAAAGCAUGAUGCUGCCACCCCCGUGCUUCACGGUUGGGAUGGUGUUCUUCGGCUUGCAAGCUACCCCCCUGUUCCUCCAAACAUAAAGAUUAUGGCUAAACAGUUCUAUUUUUGUUUCAUCAGACCAGAGGAUAGUUCUCCAAAAAGUACGAUCUUUGUCCCCAUGUGCAGUUGCAAACCGUAGUCAGGCUUUUUUAUGGCGGUUUUGGAGCAGUGGCUUCUUCCUUGCUGAGCGGCCUUUCAGGUUAUGUCAAUAUAGGACUCGUUUUACUGUGGAUAUUGAUACUUUUGUACUUCUCCAACCUAAGUGUAUGUAAACUUCCGACUUCAACUGUAUCUACCUUAUCUGUAAUAUGGAGGUACUAUCCUCCUUGACAUAGGUUUAGUAUUUCUCAGGGGACAUGGAUCUCAAUGAUGACUCUCCAUCCUAUUUGCCCUGCCUGUUGUCUCCCCCACCCCCCACCCCCAUCCCUCAUGAUAAUACCCCUACUCUCCCACAACCCCACUGCAGCGAACCAAUCCCCCCUCUCUCUCUCUCUCUCUCUCUCUCUCUGUCUCUCUCUCUCUCGCUUUCUCUCCCUCUCUCCCUCCCUCUCGCUCUUUCUCCCUUUCCAUGUCUAUCUCUCUCUUUGUCUUUCUCUCUCUCUCUUUCUAUCGCAUGAUGCCAAGGCAAUCCAGCAAUCGCCCCACAUAAUUCCCGAGCCUUUACCCUGCGGACCAUGUGACAUCUGCUCCCCAGCCCUGUGCUCACUCAGCGAUUAUAGCACUCAAUGCAUCCAGGAGAUUUAGCCCCAAUAAUCCCCUCACUACAGUCCCAGAAAAACACAGUCUCUGGGACUGUCUGCCGCCCCCACCUCCACACAAAAGACAAGAGGGAAGCAAGAGGAUCCACCAUUAGCUAAAAUCCUUUUGCGAUCAGAAGGUCAUUUGAUUUGGCUUUGACUGUGACAUUUGCUUAGCAGCCAUGUGCCUGGGACUUGCAGACACGCACGCGUCUGGCUGUUCAAUGAUUAGUUGUCCCCCACGAUUAAGUCGGGGAGGGGACUGUGGAUCUGUCUCCGUCCGUUGGUACAUUAGUACGUUCGUACGUUAGUCACACGCGAUAUCUCAGACAGCACUGGCCCAAUUUUGACAAAACUUGGGUGAAUGAUGUGUCUUGCCAUAGAGAUCUGGCAUUUACACAAUUACACUGAUUGGCCAGAUGGUGGCGCUAUAACAAUAUAUUUAAAAAUCUUACUUUGAAAGAUCUCGCCCCUCACCCCGUUUGACCUAAAGUCAUGAAAUUCGGUACAUAGGUCACUCGCCUCACAAGGAACACAUUUGCCUCAGGGACCCAUAAGGUCCGCCAUGAUGGAAUUUCCGCCAUUUAGAAUUUUGUGAAGAACACUUAAAACGCUACUUUUCUGGCACAAAUCUUGAUAUGUGGCAUCUAUGGACAAAGGUCUCUCAACGCAAUAUUUUCCAGACUAGUACCUAAAACAUGGUUGCCAUUGACCAAUAAACAUUCAUGUGGGUGUGGUCUGGCACAUAAAUGCAUAUAAAUCAGUCAAGGAUAUUUGUAUUGUAACAUACAUUUGUACAUAUGUUGCAAACACUGCCAAGACUCAGCAUAUGCAAGAACAUUCAUAUUGACCACACAGUGGCGCUAUAACGGGCACAUGUUUAUAUCUCUUCAUCUGUUUGACUCAGAGUGAUGAAAUGUGGUACACAUGUUCAGGGAUAUUAGUCUAGCUAACGUACACAAUAUCUCAUACACCACUGUCCCGAUUUUGGCAAAACUUGGGUGAAUGAUGCGUCUUGUCAUAGAGACAAAAUUACACUAAUUGGCCCAAGGGGAGCGCUAUAGUAAUCAACUGUACGUACAUUAGUCACACGCGAUAUCUCAGACACCACUGGCCCAAUUUUGGCAUUUGUGGGGGACGACGUUUACUGUUGCCUUGAUUAAGGAGAUCCUGCCGUGUGUCUAUCACCCUUAGCGCUCUGUUCGACCUUCACGUAGGUGGCACCCAAUGUGCACAUAUAUACGCUCAACCACACUAACACACAUUCUGUGCUGAGCUGUUAGGGAGAUCUUGAUAUUUUGAGGAUGUAGACAGGCAGACAAGAGAGGCAGACAUGCAAACAGGGAUGCUUAAGCUGUAGGGUGGGAUGAUUUCAAAGCCUCCUCCGGCAGGACCCUGACACAAGUCAGUCAGCAAGUAUCCUUACACUGCGUCAGUCAGUCAUUGCUGUAAAAUGGAGAAUAAGCCAGUCAGUCAAUCAGUUCCGUAAUGCUCAGUCAAGCCGUCAGUGCCAUGACAUUGAGAGUCACUGUAGUGGUUAUGAGCGGCAAGCAGAGAGGGGGAAUGGUGUGGUGAGGAGGGGGAGUUGGUGCCUGCCUGCCCUGGCUGAUGAAUUACACCCUCUCCACUUUGCUUACAUUAAAAGGUUUUCCCUUGAGAAGCGGUGUAGGAAGGUGGCCAUGUUACUGAUUGACUGACAUUCUGCAGAUCCUAGGCUGGCACACUUAGCUAGAGCAUCCCUCUCUCUUUCCCCUUCAUCUUCUUUAUGACUCACUGUGGCCAGCCUGAGUCUUGGCUGGGGAGGAUGUCUGGUCUUGCUGCUAUCUCUGCUUUUAAAGAGAGUGGUUUUACUUGUUAUUCUGUAGCAGAAUUGAAGUGUUCCACUACGCUGUCGCUACAGCUCUCUCUCACUCACACUUUCGCUCACUAGCUCACUCACUCACUCACUCUCUCUCUCUCUCUCUCUUUCUUUUUUUCUUUCUUUCUUUCUUUCUUUCUUUCUUUCUUUCUUUCUUUCUUUCUUUCUUUCUUUCUUUCUUUCUUUCUUUCUUUCUUUCUUUCUUUCUUUCUUUCUUUCUUUCUUUCUUUCUUUCUUUCUUUCUUUCUUUCUUUCUCUCUCUCUCUCCCUUUGUUCUCAUUAUAAACCCUCCAGCCUCUCGUCUCCUCUCAGCAGUAAUUUAGAGCAGUGAGGGGAUUAGCCGUUGCCCGCGUAUCCCUGUCUUAUCAGACCCAGGCAGGCAGGGCCACCCAGGCGCCCACUCAUGCUGCCUCCAUUCCCACUGCCUGCCUCCACAACAGGCUGAGGCUGGGACACAAAGCCCUGCCGAGAUCCACUGAGUGCCACCAUUACGGCUACACAACUCAACACGACCUGCCCUCACGCCAAGUACCCGCUCUCACGCCAAGUACCCGCUCUCACGCCAAGUACCCGCUCUCUUUUCCUGUACACUACUUUCUGGUUUUACUUCCUCAGCAGGAUUAAGAACAUCCUCCCCUGUGGUGUCCCAGGUCCUCAGACGCUCAGGGGUGGGACAGUGGGACAGUGGGACAGUGGGACAUUGGGGCUGUGUAGUGGAGAUGAUGAUGUUGGCCUGUGAUAAUUGAUCCCUCCUGUUAAUACAUUGGCCCUCUCUCCCUCCACGGCAAAGUGUUAGUGAUGCUCUCACUGGCUGGGCUGAUACCAGAGCUCAUCCCUGGCUCCUAUCUUAGCUCUGCAGACGUACAGCUCUCUUCUCGUCUGAUACGUAGUACACACUAUACUGCACUUAGCGCCCUCUGUGGAGGAUAGUGCUACUAUCUACAUCAGACUCAAAGGUUGUUUGGAAUUUGGUUUACUUAAAGCCUGCAUGUAUAAUGCAUCAUGAUUACACCUAUAGGCAUUUUACAGUUGAACAGAGAUCCAGGCUCUAGCUAAAGCUAGGGGGAUAAAUAUUGAGAUGAGAGACAGUCAGGAAAUGAGAAAGCCUGUCAUGUUCCAGCUGCUCCCUUUGACGAGUGCAUCUCUCUGUGUGCUCUGUCACGUGCCACGGUGCCAGUGUCUGGGCAUGGGAAACACAACACACACUCAACUAUUUCCUUUGAUCUCCUCGUCAUGCAGACAGAGCGGCUCUCCGCUUUAUGGACUUUGUCCGCGGUCUGGAAUGUGCCCGUGCAUCCCAAUGACCUUGUUCAUAGACCAGGGGGUCUUGUUGAUCGUGACGGUGGUGUGGACUGGGUGAUGGUGAUACUGCUGGCAGGGUGUGUCGUGCAGUGAUCCUGACUAAGCUAUGCCUCAGCAGGGUUCACGAUGUGGACUUGGUGAGGGAUUUAGAUUUACAUGAUUGGGGUGGUGUCUGGGGGGAUUAAAUUGAGAUGUUAAUGCAAAGACCAACGGUGAAGCCAUGUUGUUUCUCAUUUGUACACUUUGGACUGUUACUUUACUUUAAUAUAGUUUUUACAAUAACACAUUUAAAUGACCUUGUUCCAUGUAGAUAAGUUUUAAUUAGAUCAAUUGAUCCAGGGCAGGAGAGUGGUUGAUUUCAUUUAUUAACCACCACAUUAAACUCAGUCUUCUCUCCUGUCGCCCCUGUUUGUUUCUGGGUUCAGUUUUGGAGCUUAUGUGGCAACGCCCUGACCCCUAAGCGAGGAGUUUUUGGCAAAACGGGAGAUCUCCAAACUAUCCUCUGCCUGGCCUGUGCCAGAGAUGAGGUCACAUAUUCAGGUACCUUGAACGGUGACAUCUACGUCUGGAAGGGCAUCAACCUGAUCCGGACAGUCCAAGGAGCCCAUGGAGUAAGUGUGUGUGGUUGUUGUUUCUAACUUCUAAUCAGCUUAAUUCUGCCUCACUUCCUGGUGGUGUCUCUUGUUUAUGUGUCACCCCUGUCAGUAGUGGGCUGUAGUUUGAGGAAUGCUAAGCAGCAGACUCUUUUCAAAUCAAAAGAUGUCAUGCUAUGCAGCUCAGGCUUGCAUUCCCCUACAGCCCCCACAUGUCUGCCACAGGCCUGCUUUCACAUUCAGACACAAAACUCACUCAAUCACAAUGCCUGCCUACCUACACCCACCUUAGUGCUAUCGUUAGAGGAUGAUAAAACACAUCAUCAUCCAUGUCCAACUCACCCACCUACGACUGAACAACUCCUCCAUCCAUAGAGCUUGGUUUAUUUCGCCUGAUGCAAGCGUACAAGAGGACAUGUUUAGCAGGGUGACGCCAUGUCAUGUAGCCCCUGUGGCUCUACUUCCACAGCAGGCGGCCCCCGGAGCGUGCCAAUAAAAAAGGAAAAAAACAAUGGUUCAAACGCUUUAUGUAAUGCACCGUUGUGUUAUCUCUUCAGGCAGCAGCUAGUUUUUAAUUGUGAAAGUCUUGUUAGACUAUGUAUCUGCUGCAGCAGGGCUGUUACUAGCUGCUGUACCGCUGGUCUGUCUUGUUCAUUUAUGGUGCACAUCCCCACUGACAGACUGUCAUUUCUUCCAGUCAGGGAUUUUCAGCAUGAAUGCCUGUGAGGAGGGCUUUGCCACUGGGGGCCGGGACGGCUGCGUCCGACUAUGGGAUCUCAACUUCAAACCAAUUACUGUCAUCGAUCUCAGGGAAACAGACCAGGGAUAUAAAGGUGACAUACAACUCCCCCAUCUACUCUUCUCUACCCCACACAGAGCCAGUCCACAGGAUGCCAAUGUGCACUGAGUCGUUAAAUUAACCAGUGUGUUCUUCUCAUGUUGUUUGAUAGUACAGGCCUUUUGUAUACCGGUAGACCCUUUUCUAUUAAAUCUACAGGAACUAUUCUAGGGAAUGAUAGUUGUUUCAUUUCUUCUUUCUUUCGUUUGAUUUGUGGUCUUGGGCCUAACAGUAGCUAGAGGUGAAAAUAGCAGAGGUGGUUAACUGUGAGCAGGGCCCUGUACAGUCAGAGAACUACCUCUGUCCUUAUGUGCAUGAAAGCUCAUCUAUUGUAUUGUUCCAUUCCCCUUAUUGGUUAUUCAGCCACUCUGUGUGUGGGUGUCUGUCUGCAUUUUUUAAAUCCAUUAACUGUUUGUGCAUGUGUGUGUUGACAGGGUUGUCAGUGCGCAGCGUGUGUUGGCGCGGAGAUCACAUCUUGGUGGGCACCCAGGACAGUGAGAUCUUUGAGGUGGUGGUCCACGAUCGCACCAAGCCCUUCCUCAUCAUGCAGGGUCACUGUGAGGGGGAGCUGUGGGCGCUGGCGGUGCACCCCACCAAGCCCCUGGCCAUGACCGGCAGCGAUGACCGUUCAGUCAGGUGGGUGACCAAGUACAACCACUGUCAAACCCUAGGAUUAGUUUAUGCUCAUUAUAACCACAGUAUCCCACCCACAAAUGCAGUUACUGAAAUGAUCUGGUGUGUCCAAAGCAAUGUAUACAUACAGGUACACAUAUUCAGGUACUUAUAUGGUUCAUGAAGGAAUUGGACCCACAUGACCACUUGCAAAGCUGUCUCUGUCUCUGUCUCUGUCUCUGUCUCUGUCUCUCCCUCUGUCUCUCCCUCUGUCUCUGUCUCUCCCUGUCUCUGUCUGUCUCUCCCUGUCUCUGUCUGUCUCUCCCUGUCUCUGUCUCUGUCUCUGUCUCUGUCUCUCCCUCUGUCUCUCCCUCUCCCUCUGUCUCUGUCUCUGUCUCUGUCUCUGUCUCUCUCUCCCUCUGUAUCUCCCUCUGUCUCUGUCUCUGUCUCUGUUUCUCUCUCCCUCUCCCUCUCCCUCUCCCUCUGUCUCUGCCUCUCCCUCUCUGUCUCUGUCUCUGUCUCUAUCUCUGUCUCUGUCUCUGUCUCUGUCUCUCCCUCUGUCUCUGUCUCUAUUUCUCCCUCCGUCUCUGUCUCUCCCUCCAUCUCUGUCUCUGUCCCUCCCUCUCCCUCUGUCUCUGUCUCUCCCUCCACCUGUCUCUGUCUCUGUCCUGUCUCUGUCUCUGUCUCUGUCUCUGUCUCUCCCUCCACCUGUCUCUGUCUCUGUCUCUCCCUCUGUCUCUCCCUCUGUCUCUCCCUCUGUCUCUCCCUCUGUCUCUCCCUCUCCCUCUGUCUCUGUCUCUGUCUCCCUCUGUCUCUGUCUCUGUCUCUACCCCUCUGUCUCUGUCUCUGUCUCUCCCUCUGUCUCUGUCUCUGUCUCUGUCUCUCCCUCUGUCUCUCCCUCUGUCUCUCCCUCUGUAUCUCCCUCUCCCUCUGUAUCUCCCUCUGUCUCUGUCUCUGUCUCUGUCUCUGUCUCUGUCUCUGUCUCUCCUCUGUCUCGUCUCUGUCUCUGUCUCUGUCUCUCCCUCUGUCUCUCCCUCUGUCUCUCCCUCUGUAUCUCCUCUCUCCUCUGUCUCUCCUCUCGUCUCUCCCUCUGCUCUUCUCUCUCUGUCUCUCCUCUCUGUCUCCCCUCUGUUCUCUGUCUCUCCCUCUGUCUCUCCCUCUGUUCUCUCCCUCUGUCUCUCCCUCUGUCUCUCCUCUGUCUCUGUCCCUCCCUCUGUCUCCUUGUCUCCCUCUCCCUCUGUCUCUGUCUCUUCCUCUCUGUCUCUCGCCUCUGUCCCUCCCUCUUCUGUCCUCUCCUGUCUCUCCCUCCUGUCUCUGUCUCUUCUCUCUCUCUGUCUCCUCUGUCUCUGUCUCUGUCCCUCCCUCUGUUCUCUCCUCUGUCCUCUCCCUCUGUUCUCUGUCUCUCCCUCUUGUCUCUGUCCUCUGUCUCCUCUGUCUCUGUCUCUGUCUCUGUCUCUCUCUCUGUUCUCUCUCUCUCUCGUCUCUGUUGUUGUCUCUCUCCUCUGUCUCUCCUCUCUCCCUCCUGCUCUCCUCUGUUCUCUCUUCUCUGUCUCUGUCUCUGUUCUUGUCUCUCUCUCCUCUGUCUCGUCCUUGUCUCUCCUCGUCUCUGUCUCCUGUCUCUCUGUCUCUUCUCUGUCUCUCCUUUCUCUGUCUCUUGUCUCUCCCUCUGUCUCUGUCUCUAUCUCCUCCUCGUUCUGUCUCUGUCUCUGUCUCUCCCUCGUCUGUUCUGUUUCUGUCUCUCCUCUCCUCCUGUCUCUGUCCUCUGUCCCUCCCUUCUCCGUCUGUCCUCUGUCUCUCCCUCCUCUGUCUCUGUCUCUUCCCUCUGUCUCUUCUCCUGUCUCUCCUCUGUCUCUCCUCGUCCUCUCUGUCUCCUCUGUCUCUGUCUCCUCUUCUCCCUUCUUCGUCUCUUCUCCCUCUGUCUCUCUCGUUCUCUUCUCUGUCUCCCUCUGUCCUCUGUCUCUGUCUUCUCUGUCUCUGUCUCUGUCUUCUUCUCUGUCUCUCCUCUGUCUCUCCCUCUGUCUCUCCCUCUGUCUCUCCCUCUGUCUCUCCCUCUGUAUCUCCCUCUCCCUCUGUCUCUCCCUCUGUAUCUCCCUCUGUCUCUGUCUCUGUCUCUGUCUCUGUCUCUCCCUCUGUCUCUGUCUCUGUCUCUGUCUCUCCCUCGUCUCUCCCUCUGUCUCUCCCUCUGUCUCUCCCUCUGUCUCUGUCUCUGUCCCUCCCUCUGUCUCUGUCCCUCCCUCUGUCUCUGUCUCUCCCUCUGUCUCUCCCUCUGUCCCUCCCUCUGUCCCUCCCUCUCCCUCUGUCUCUGUCUCUCCCUCUGUCUCUGUCUCUGUCUCUGUCUCUGUCUCUGUCUCUCCCUCUGUCUCUGUCUCUGUCUCUGUCUCUGUCUCUGUCUCUGUCUCUGUCUCUGUCUCUCCCUCUGUCUCUCCCUCUGUCUCUCCCUCUGUCUCUGUCCCUCCCUCUCCCUCUCCCUCUGUCCCUCCCUCUCCCUCUGUCUCUGUCUCUCCCUCUGUCCUCUGUCUCUGUCUCUGUCUCUGUCUCUGUCUCUCCCUCUGUCUCUCCCUCUGUCUCUCCCUCUGUCUCUCCCUCUGUCUCUCCCUCUGUCUUCCUCCCUCUGUCUCUGUCCUCCCUCUCCCUCUGUCCUCCUCUGUCUCUGUCUCUGUCUCUGUCUCUGUCUCUGUCUCUGUCCGUUCUGUCUCUCCUCUCUGUCUCUCCCUCUGUCUCUCCUCGUCUCUGUCCCUCCUUCUCUCCUCUGUCUCUUCUUGUCCGUCUUCCUCUGUCCGUCUGCUCUUCUGUCUCUGUCUUCCUCUGUCUAUCCUCUGUUCCCUCUGCUCUGUCCCUCCUCUCGUCUCUGUCUCCUUGUCUUCUUGCUUCUGUUGUCUCUGUUUCUUUUUUCUUGUCUCUCGUUUGUCUUCUUUUCGCUGUCUUUUUCCCUUUUCCUCGUAUUUCUGUCCUUGUCUUGCUUGCCUUCUUGCUCCUCUCCUACUGCCUGUCCCUGUCUGUCUGUCUGCGCUGUUCGCCCAGUCCUCCUUGCCCUUGCUCUCCCUGUCUCGUCCACCACUGUUCUGUCCUCCUUGUACUAGUUCUCCGUUGUUUGCAUUCCGUUCCUCUAUCUCUCACUCUGUUAUUGUGUUUUUGUCUGUAGAAUAUGGAGCCUUAUAGAUCAUGCACUGAUAGCUCGCUGUAAUAUGGAGGAGCCUAUCCGCUGUGCAGCUGUGAGCACGGACGGCAUUCAUCUGGCGCUGGGCAUGAAGGACGGCUCCUUCACCGUCCUACGGGUCAGGUGAGUACAGGGCAGAGAUCAAAGCGCACAUCUGAUUCUUUCUGAUUAGCUUGGUAUGAACUUCAUGUUAACUUCCUUUUUUUUGCAAUUUCAUUACUCAUGAACAAUAUGACAAGUUAGUGGAUGCAUGGAUACUCAAUUUGAUUAGAGGAUGGUUGUUUUUUUAUUGAAAGAAUAUAGUGAAUGACCUUUCCAGUAACGUCCUCCCUCUCAACAGAGAUAUGACAGAGGUGGUCCACAUCAAAGACAGGAAGGAGGCCAUCCAUGAGCUGAAGUACUCUCCUGACGGAGCUCACCUGGCCGUGGGAUCCAAUGAUAACUCUGUAGACAUCUACGGCGUGGUGCAGAGGUACAAGAAGGUGGGAGAGUGCAUUGGCUCCACUAGCUUCAUCACACACAUGGACUGGUCCACAGACAGCAAGUAUCUGCAGACCAAUGACGGCAACGGAAAGAGGCUCUUCUACAGGAUGCCAAGUAAGUCUGACGAUUAGACGUCUCGGCAUGCAGAUAAAUGACACUGUGAAGAGCCUUAUUCUCUAUGGGAAGGAAAGUGCACCGGCUAAGACAGGAUAUCUCUUGUGUCAUUUCUACACUGUUAUUAAUUAUAUUUAACUGCUAUAUGUGUCAUGUAUGACUUGUUGUAACUAUAGUGACAUAUGGCUAGGGCUGUGACGAUUGUGUAAUUUUGGGUAACGAUUAAUUGUCAUGCAAAUGGCCACGGUUAUUGUCAUAACUGUCAUUUUUGUUUAAUUUAUUUUGAACUUGUAAAGCAUCAUAAUGCAUCUUUGAAAAUUAGCUACGACAUAUAACGCAGCCUUGGUGACACCCCUGGCUCAAAAACAAAUGGUUUUGACUGCUUGGAACUUUUGGAAAUGAAGCUUCUCCUCUCGACUGUGCCGUCCUGCUUGUAAAAUGAUGACCAACUUUACCCACCAUGUAAAAAUGUUAAACUGCAAUUGAGUAAACUACUGUAUAUCUACUUAAAAAUAAAGUUGAAUCCCCUCCCCCUCCUAAAAUGAAUGUGUUAAGACGAUUAUGACGAUCAUUCUUUUUAGUUUGGUUAUUAUAGGAUAAUUGUGCCAGCCCUACAUAUGGCCAUGACACAACAUUGUCAUGAUGACUAAUGUGCUGCUAAUUUGAUGUUUUAGUUGCACAUGAUAGAGUUAUUAUUGUCUUUCUACUCAGGCGGUAAAGAGAUCACCAACAGGGAAGAGCUGAAGCUGGUGCAGUGGUCCUCGUGGACGUGUGUGUUGGGCCCAGAGGUCAACGGAAUAUGGCCCAAAUACUCAGAGAUCAAUGACAUCAACUCUGUUGACGCCAACUUUAAUAAUCAAGUUUUAGUAACAGCAGAUGAUUAUGGAUUAGUGAAGCUUUUACGGUACCCGUGUGUAAGAAAAGGUAAGGAUUUCCAUUGGUUUCUCUAUUCAUUGAUGUGAUGUUGUCAGUUCAUGCAUUCACAAAUUAACCUAAAACUACUCUUCUCUCUAUCCCAGGUGCAAAGUUUAAAAAGUAUUUAGGUCACUCUGCCCAUAUAACCAAUGCCAGGUGGUCACAUGACUACCAGUGGGUGAUAACCAUUGGUGGAGCUGACCACUCAGUGUUCCAGUGGAAGUUUGUCACUGACAGAAAGUCGAAAGAAGCUCUUCACAUAGCACCUCAAGGUACAUCACUGUCCCAUUUCUAUUACUGCCCCAUUCUAUUCUAUAACAUCACCCCUGCUAAAUGUGAAUAUGACUCCGAAGUGCAGAGAAGUCUAGUAGACUCUGUGACCCUUCCCCUUGAAUGGUGUUCCUUAUCCCAGUUAAAAGCUUUCUACAUCAGGUCAUAGAUCCACAAGAUCACAUUUGAAGUGACACUAGCUGGAAGAGCACUUUCUUGUUUGUGUACAGCUCCUACGACCUUGACCUCAUUUGUAAGUAAUGUUUCUCAACUAAAUGGUCUCAGACAGAGCUGUGCUGCGCUUUGUGAAAUGAAACAACAUACUAACUGCCAUUCCAUUUAAUUUUCCUAAUGGACCAGCAAGUAGCAGCCUAGCAGUGCCAGGGCUACUCACUGCCUGGUCUUGGCACGGCCAACCGAGUUUCUCUGCAUCAGCAUUUUUAUGUCUCAGUCUGAGUAAUAGGGCUGCUCAACGGGGCAAGCAGUCCACCACUUAAGUCUUUUUAAAGGCUUGCUUGAUGAAUAUGAGAUGUCAUCUUUACCCAGCAAACUAUUGUUCUGUGAUCCACUUUGGUGUUGGCUAAAAUGGGACUCAAUACUGGUUGUCUGCUAGUUAUGGAUUAGUGUGUUUUUAACUCUAUUCAACAGACUGAUGUGGGAGCAGCUGGGUGGUAGAAUAGAUCUGAUGUGGGAGCAGCUGGGUGGUAGAAUAGAUCUGAUGUGGGAGCAGCUGGGUGGUAGAAUAGAUCUGAUGUGGGAGCAGCUGGGUGGUAGAAUAGAUCUGAUGUGGGAGCAGCUGGGUGGUAGAAUAGAUCUGAUGUAGUCGUCUUCUUCUCUCCCACAGAGACGUUGGGCGACUCCAACAGUGAGGAGUCGGACUCGGACCAGUCGGACGUGCCUGAGAUGGACUCAGAGAUCGAGCAGGAGACACAGCUCACGUAUCGGCGGCAGGUUAGUGACACAAAGACUCCCGAGUGGCGCAGUGGUCUAAGGCACUGUGUCGCAGUGCUUGAGGCGUCACUACAGACCUGGGUUCAAUCCCAGGCUGUGUCACAGCCGACCGUGACCGGGAGACCCAUGAGGCGGCGCACCAUUGGCCCAGCGUCGUCCGGGUUAAGGGAGGGUUUGGCCGGCCAGGAUUCCUUGUCCCAUCGCGCUCUAGCGACUCCUUGUGGCGGGCCGGGCUCCUGCAAGCUGACUCCGGUCGCCAGCUGGACGGUGUUUCCUCCGACACAUUGGUGCGGCUGGCUUCCGGGUUAAGUGAGCAGUGUGUCAAGAAGCAGUGCAGCUUGGCAGGGUCGUGUUUCGGAGUACGCAUGGCUCUCGACCUUCGCCUCUCCCGAGUCCGUAGAGGAGUUGCAGCGAUGGGACAAGACUGUAACUACCAAUUGGGGAGAAAAAGGGGUAAAAUUACAAAUAAAUAUAUAUAUUUUUUAAAGGUUAGUGACACAACACCUGCUCUCCUCUCAGAUGGCUUUGCCUUUGAAAAGGACACAUUAUGAAAAACAACUGAUAUUACAUUGAAUAAAAACCUUAACAGAUUCUUUAUAUUGUAUUUCCAUGUCCAGGUUUACAAAGAAGAUCUACCUCAGCUCAAAGAGCAGUCCAAGGAGAAGCACUGUGUGAUGGCCAUGAAGAAGAGGGAGAGAGCACCAGGGAGCGGGUUGAAGCUACACUUCAUCCAUGGGUUAGGAGACCUCCGGCAGCACCACAUACCAUUAAACGUCACACAAACAAUAGAUAGAUUCUGAAUGAUAUUAAUUAAUCAUUAUUAUUUAUAUUAAUAAUUGUUCCCUGUGUUGUUCUGCUCCAGCUACAGAGGCUACGACUGCAGGAGCAACCUGUUCUACACCCAGACAGGGGAGAUAGUCUACCACGUGGCGGCCGUGGGGGUGGUGUACAACCGACAGCAGAACACCCAGCGCUUCUACAUGGGCCAUGACGACGACAUCCUGUGCCUGGCCAUCCACCCCCUCAAGGACUAUGUAGCAACAGGCCAAGUAGGUAGCACUGCUAACAAUGAAAUAUUCAGAGACAGGGAUAGAGUAGCUACCCCCCUCAGGGCCUAAGGGUAGAGAGGCUGACCUCUGAGGAUACCUUUGAGAGCUGGAGGCUCAUAUGCUUAUGGUGCAAAGUAACCAAAGAUGAUUUCUUACUGCCAAGACUGUGCUUAAACUAUUGCAUUGCCAUGAGUGGGUGUGGAAGUUGCUGUGGAUGAGUGGAAGCAUUAUAUGGAAGCUAAUUGUUUCUUCUGUCUGUCCAGGUGGGGCGAGACUCUUCCAUCCACAUAUGGGACACAGAGAUUCUGAAACCCAUGUCUGUGUUGAAAGGAUUCCACCAGCUGGGUGUGUGUGCCUUGGACUUCUCAGGUAAUACCCCAGGGCUGUUUACAGAUGCUUUCCAUACACUCUCCAGAUAAUGUAACACAUUGAACACAACAACGACCAAUUUUUGCUUUAAUCUAACCUGACAUUCUCAGUCAGCCAUGAAGAAAAAUAACUCUUCCUUCACACAGGAGGUGCGAGUUGAAAUCUGUGACAAUUUAAGAGCAUUGCUCUGAACAACCACGUUACAGAAAUAGUCUGUGUACUCUGGCAGGCUGGCACAUCAAGGAAAAGGCUCUCAUCUCUCUCCCACUAAUUGGCCACAGACAGAGGCAUAGCUGCCAUUACAUACCAUGGAUCAAACCAGGGAGCAGGGUAGUUUACUAUUUGCUCACAAAACAACAGUAAAUAGGGAGGCUCUCUGUGAAUUUUGUAUUGAAUGAAGUUGUGUUUUGUUGUUCUUCCUCAGCGGAUGGCAAGCGGUUGGCCUCGGUGGGGCUGGAUGACAAUCACACCAUUGUCCUUUGGGACUGGAGGAAGGGGGAGAAGCUCUCAGCCAUCAGGUUGGUACUGUACAGUAGCUGUUAUGGCAUCUCAGAUGAGCCAUUCAGAUCUCAGCAGCUGUCUCCUUGAUAGGCAGAGAGAGGUCAAAGGUCAAGAUAAGUCCUAGGGGUUGACGUGCUUUAGGAACACUGCACUCUUACUGAUGAAAAACAAGAACAGAUAAUGUUUUCUGUUUUCUCUGUGAGUUAGCUCAUGUUAUAUACACUACCAGUCAAAAGUUUGGACACACCUACUCAUUCAAGGGUUUUUCUUUAUUUUUACUAUUUCCUACAUUGUAGAAUAAUAGUGAAGACAUCAAAACUAUGAAAUAACACAUAUGGAAUCAUGUAGUAACCAAAGAAGUGUUAAACAAAUCCAAAUAUAUUUCAUAUUGUAAUGAAUACUCAGGGAGAAAAAGGUGUAGAUUCACGCGCAGAGCGCGGCAGUUGUUUAUUUUGCCUUCGCAGAAGGCAGGAAUUGUGGUCACAGGCAGGAAAUGGUCAUACACAGGUAGGCAAACAGGCAGGUGAAUCAAACCUAGGGCUGAAGGCGAUAACUGAUUCUCACAAACGAGCUAGGAAAAGGCUUAGUAGAGUCAAAACGAACAAUACCUCACAAGGCACAAACAGAAUGAACUGAACUAAAUAAGGAGCUGAUGAGACCAGGUGAGUAACUAACACAGGUGAAAUCCAUGAACAAAAAUGAAAGACAGGGCUACGUUCAAGAACACAAAGAAACAGGGCUACGUUCAAGAACACAAAGAAACAGGGCUACGUUCAAGUACACAAAGAAACAGAGCUACGUACAAGAACACAAGGUUAACUAAGAAAAUAAAUACCGAACCUUACACAUAUUUGAGAUUCUUCAAAUGAUAGCUUUGCACACUCUUGGCAUUCUCUCAACCAGCUUCACCUGGAAUGCUUAUCCAACAGUCUUGAAAGAGUUCCCACAUAUGCUGAGCACUUGUUGGCUGCUUUUCCUUCACUCUGCUGUCCGACUCAUCCCAAACCAUCUCAAUUGGGUUGAGGUCGGGGGAUUGUGGAGGCCAGGUCAUCUGAUGCAGCACUCCAUCACUCUCCUUCUUGGUCAAAUAGCCCUUACACAGCCUGGAGGUGUGUUGGGUCAUUGUCCUGUUGAAAAACAAAUGAUAGUCCCACUAAGCCCAAACCAGAUGGGAUGGCAUAUCGCUGCAGAAUGCUGUGGUAGCCAUGCUGGUUAAGUGUGCCUUGAAUUCUAAAUAAAUCACAGACAGUGUCACCAGCAAAGCACCCCCACACCAUAACACCUCCUCCUCCAUGCUUUACGGUUGGAACUACACAUGCAAAUCUCCAAUUUGGACUCCAUACCAAAGGACACAUUUCCACCAGUCUAAUGUCCAUUGCUCAUGUUUCUUGGCCCAAGCAGGUCUCUUCUUAUUAUUAGUGUCCUUUAGUAGUGGUUUCUUUAUAGCAAUUCGACCAUGAAGGCCUGAUUCACACAGUCCCCUCUGAACAGUUGAUGUUGAGAUGUGUCUGUGACAAACUCUGUGAAGUAUUUAUUUGGGCUGCAAUUUCGGAGGCUGGUAACUCUAAUGAACUUAUCCUCUGCAGCAGAGGUAACUCUGGGUCUUCCAUUCCUGUGGCGGUCCUCAUGAGAGCCAGUUUCAUCAUAGCGCUUGAUGGUUUUUGCGACUGCACUUGAAGAAACGUUCAACGUUCUUGAAAUGUUCCAGAUUGACUGACCUUCAUGUCUUAAAGUAAUGAUGGACUGUCUUUUGUCUUUGCUUAUUUGAAAUAUGGACUUGGUCUUUUACCAAAUAGGGCUAUCUUCUGUAUACCCCCCUACCUUGUCACAACACAACAGAUUGUCUCAAACGCAUUAAGAAAGAAAGAAAUUCCACAAAUUAACUUUCAAAAAGGCACACCUGUUAAUUGAAAUGCAUUCCAGGUGACUACCUCAUGAAGCUGGUUGAGAGAAUGCCAAGAGUGUGCAAAGCUGUCAUCAAGGCAAAGGGUGGCUAUUUGAAGUAUCUCAAAUAUAAAAUAUAUUUUGAUUUGUUUAACACUUUCUUGGUUACUACAUGAUUCCAUAUGUGUUAUUUCAUAGUUUUGAUGUCUUCACUAUUAUUCUACAAUGUAGAAAAUAGUCAAAUUAUAGAAAAAUCCUAGAAUGAGUAGGUGUGUCCAAACUUUUGACUGGUACUGUAUAUUGACCUCAUAAUACUAGUUUUGGUGCAGAUUUAGUUUGGUAGUAUUCAUGUAAAUGUGAGGUCUUUGUCGACAGGCUAUAACCUGGUCAGUAGUCCCUGCAGGAUAAAUUAGUCAUCCAGCCCCACUGAUUCACAGAUACGUGUCCAGUCAUGCAAUGUCCAGCAUCGCAACCAUCCCUUAGCCAUUGUACAGUACAGGCUCCAGAGCCGAGAGAAUAACAACAAGUCCAUCAAUGCUCUCGAUCUAAACCUUCCCUUUAAUUCUCUAGACAGCUUGAGCACCUCCACUUUAAAUGUGGACAUUUAUAUAUGAGGGCCCCAUUUAAAAAGCUGCACUGUCCUGGGUUCACAGAUUGAUUGAUGAAGAGAGGAGGGAGGGGAAUCACCCUGCAGACUCUUAAAGCUGUUCCUUUCGAAAUAGAGAACACUUGGUCCUGCCAACUCACAGCUGAAUGAUUAAAGUGUAGGUCUGGUGCAGAUCUCUGGCCCAUCCAUCUUAACCUGGGUUCAGACUGCAUUCACUGUGGGGGCUAAUCUCAAAUUGAAAGUGGCCGUUUAAAAAAAUUUAAUUAUGUAAAAUCGAAAUGGAAAUUCAGACUAGCAAAUAUCCAAUAUCCAGGACUGUAAACAUAGUCAUCUAGCAUCUACACUACCGGUCAAAAGUUUUAGAACACCUACUCAUUCAAGGGUUUUUCUUUAUUUUUACUAUUUUCUACAUUGUAGAAUAAUAGUGAAGACAUCAAAACUAUGAAAUAACACAUAUGGAAUCAUGUAGUAACCAAAAAAGUGUUAAACAAAUCAAAAUAUAUUUUAUAUUUACGAUUCUUCAAAUAGCCACCCUUUGUCUUGAUAAUAGCUUUGCACACUCUUGGCAUUCUCUCAACCAGCUUCAUGAGGUAGUCACCUGGAAUGCAUUUCAAUUAACAGGUGUGCCUUCUUCAAAGUUAAUUUGUGGAAUUUCUUUCCUUCUUAAUGCGUUUGAGCCAAUCAGUUGUGUUGUGACAAGGUAGGGGGGGGUAUACAGAAGAUAGCCCUAUUUGGUAAAAGACCAGGUCCAUAUUAUGGCAAGAACAACUCAAAUAAGCAAAGAAAAACGACAGUCCAUCAUUACUUUAAGACAUGAAGGUCAGUCAAUAUGGAAUAUUUCAAGACCUUUGAACGUUUCUUCAAGUGCAGUCGCAAAAACAAUCAAGCGCUAUGAUGAAACUGGUUCUCAUGAGGACCGCCACAGGAAUGGAAGAACCAGAUUUAGUUAAUUAGAGUUACAGCCUCAGAAAUUGCAGCCCAAAUAACUGCUUCACAGAGUUCAAGUAACAGAUACAUCUCAACAUCAACUGUUCAGAGGAGACUGUGUGAAUCAGGCCGUCAUGGUCGAAUUGCUGCAAAGAAAACACUACUAAAGGACACGAAUAAGAAGAAGGGACUUGCUUGGGCCAAGAAACACAAGCAAUGGACAUUAGACCAGUGGAAAUCUGUCCUUUGGUCUGAUGAGUCCAAAUUUGAGAUUUUUGGUUCCAACCGCUGUGCCUUUGUGAGACGCGGUGUGGGUGAACGGAUGAUCUCCGCAUGUGUAUUUCCCACCGUAAAACAUGGAGGAGGAGGUGUUAUGGUGUGGGGGUGCUUUGCUGGUGACACUGUCUGUGAUUUAUUUAGAAUUCAAGGCACACUUAACCAGCAUGGCUACCACAGCAUUCUGCAGCGAUACGCCAUCCCAUCUGGUUUGGGUUUAGCGGGACUAUAAUUUGUUUUUGAUUUGUUUAACACUUUUUUGGUUACUACAUGAUUACAUAUGUGUCAUUUCAUCAUUUUGAUGUCUUCACUAUUAUUCUACAAUGUAGAAAAUAGUAAAAAUAAAGAAAAACCCUUGAAUGAGUAGGUGUUCUAAAACUUUGACCGGUAGUGUAUAUGGACACCCCCAUUUCUCCCAGUCUUUGCUGGUCUUGUUCCUCAAUGGUUUUGCACUUGAUAUUCAUAGUGGUAAUAUAGGCCAUUGGAAUUCCAUCAGGCUAGUUAGAGCAGUAGAGGACUGCUCCUCUUCCUGCCUGCGUGCUGUAGCUGUUGUGUACUGUGCUUCCGUGGCAGCUCAGAGACAGCUUGGAGCUGCACUAAUCUCCUUUGCAGGCCCUGGUGGAUAGUGCAGUGAGGCGGGCAGAGGGAAAUGGGGCCUGACAGAGCCUGCCUUGUGCACUGCCUAGUCCUCAGCUGGGACAGGAGUAUGGUGAGGGGGAGAGAUAGAGUAGAGGGAGAGGGGGCAGGAGAGAAAGAGGGAGAGAGGUGGGGGAGGAUGAGCGAUGAGAAGGGGAGGAAAAAGAGAUAGGGUGAGGAAGAGAGAGGGAUGGAAGUGAGAGAAAGUGAGUGAGAGCUUGAAAGGGAUCGAGAGAUGAAGUAGGUGUCAGUACAGCUCUGGCCUCAGUGAGUGCAAUGCAGUGAUGCAGCAGCACAAAGGCCAGUGAUUAGGGAGCCAUCCCAGAGUGUGCACUACGCUCCAUUGGAUUAGACAGGAAAGGACACUGAUCCUUAUUGUUCAUAUGUGAAGUGAUCAAGAGCCCUUAGGGAGGGAGGUAGUCUAACUAUGCAGAUGCACUGGGUGUGAUCUUAUUCCCCGUAUACUAACUGUCUUCUAAGUUUAUUCCUUUUCUAUUUCAGAUCCAUUGUAUUUUUGUACAAUGGAAUUAAUGCAAGUUUGUCAUAAUUUUUCAGGGGAAGCAAGGAUAAGAUUUUUGUCAUCAAAAUGAAUCCAUACUGUCCUGACAAGCUUGUCACAGCAGGGAUAAAGCAUAUGAAGUUCUGGCAUAAAGCAGGUAAGAGACCCCAAAGUCAGACAAGAGAGUUGACUCAGCAGUGUCUCAAGGAAUGGUGUGAUGUGUUGUCAUGCGAGUUAAUGACACAACCUCUCUUUCAGGUGGUGGUCUGAUUGGGCGUAAGGGCAACAUGGGGAAGACCGAGACGAUGAUGUGUGCUGUGUAUGGCUGGACAGAGGAGAUGGUGUUCUCAGGGACGUGCACAGGAGACAUCUGUAUAUGGAGAGACAUGUUCCUGGUGAAGACAGUCAAAGCCCAUGAUGGCCCAGUUUUCAGUAUGCACGCCCUGGAGAAGGUACUGGAAGGGAAGGGGUUAACACACUGGCCAUUUGAAAUGUGAAAUAGAGACGCUCUCUCUGUCUCUGUGUCCAUCUCUUUCUUCCUCUCUCGCUCUCUCUGUUUCUCUCUUUGUUUGUGCCAUUAUGGUGUAAUAUUGUCAAUUAAUAGAGUACUAGGAUUGUAUUAUUUCAGAUGUCAGUUUUAUACAAUGAUGCUAUGUGAGUGAUUAAAGAAGAGAGGUUCUAAUCUAUCUCCUGUUGUCUCGUAAUGUCCCACUCUGGAGGGAUUUGUGACCGGAGGGAAGGACGGCAUAGUGGCUCUGUGGGACAACACCUUUGAGAGAUGCCUCAAGACGUACGCCAUCAAGAGAGCAGUCCUUGCUCCAGGCUCCAAAGGUAAAAAGGUCACCUUUCUCUCAUACCGCCACCGUGGAGCCAAUCACAUUACAUACUGGGCUCAUAGCUCCAACGCCAAUGGAAUCAGUCAGUGGAAAUCCAUUUAAACACUCAAUCCAUUUAGCUUUAAUGAAGAUUGCUUCCUCUGCCCCUGGUUAAAGUGAAGGUCUUUGACGUUAUCCUAUAAUUCACUGUAUAGGGUUGCUGUUGGAGGACAACCCUUCCAUACGUGCCAUAUCUCUUGGUCAUGGUCAUAUACUGGUGGGGACAAAGAAUGGCGAGAUUCUGGAGGUGGAUAAGAGUGGACCUAUCACCUUGCUGGUCCAGGUGAGUGGUUACAUUGAGUUACAUACAGUGUCAUUAUAAAGUCAACUGUCUGUCACAAAUGUCACAAUGACCAGCACACAUGACAUGCGCCAGCUGUGACUCCGGCAAGCAGGGAUGUGGCAGCCAGGUUUUUGCAGCUUGGUUAUGUGGGAGCCAAUGAGGUGUCAGUAAUGAAGGGGUCAGCUGGGGGCACAUUAUUUUGUGGUUUAAGGCCUGCAAUUGUACUAACAGACUGGCAGUGAGGGGAACUGUCCCGUCACUUUGGAAACUAUUGUAAAACUACGUUAUACUGUACAGUACCUGGAAUAAUGUUGCAGAAAAAUUUAGGCAGCUGUUUAUAAGACUGAUAAAUGAGCACUGCAGACUUUUUUUGUAAAUUCAUUUUGCAAAGAGAAGUGCUUCUACUAUCUCCACAGGCCUCCUUUGACCCAUAGGAAACCCAGAGCUAAUGUUACCCAUUUCCUUGUUAAAUGCUCUAGAGCAAAUGAGCAAUUUCUUAUGGGUGAAGCCGAGCAACAGAAGCUAUGACUCCUUGGCUCCACCAUUGAUUUUCAUUAUGCACUUAAUAAUUCUAACAACAAAUCUGUGGAUGUGUGCUUGCCAAAUACAAGGCUGUGCUAGACAUGUAUUUAUUUAACUAAGUAUAUGAAAUAUUUUAUGUAGGGGUCAGAAGAUGGUUCCUUACCCAUCUCUCUCUUACCUUAAUUAGGUUGAAUUGAGCUGCACUGAAUUGAAUGGUAUUGUCUAUUUGAUGGGUCCACAGGGUCACAUGGAGGGUGAGGUGUGGGGCCUGGCCACUCAUCCCUUUCUCCCUCUCUGUGCCACUGUCAGCGAUGACAAAACCCUGCGCAUAUGGGACCUGUCCCCCAGCCACUGUAUGCUGGCUGUACGCAAGCUCAAGAAAGGUGAGUCACUCAACCCUCAAAAUAGAGAAGUCUAUGCUACAUUCAUUCACCUCCUUCCUUUCUUUCUGUGGUGCGUUCGUACAGUCAUUAGGUGCAUUGGUACUAACUGACCUCCUCCAUAGGCGGGCGCUGCUGCUGCUUCUCCCCUGAGGGCAAGGCCCUGGCGGUAGGCCUGAAUGACGGCAGCUUCCUCAUCGUCAAUGCAGACACCCUGGAGGACCUAGUGUCCUUCCACCACCGCAAGGACAUCAUCUCAGACAUACGCUUCUCACCAGGUCAGACGCUCUCCUCCCUCCAUCUCUCCCUCCCUACAAACCCCCUCCAGCUGAGACGUGGCCAGGUAUUCUUAUUUUCCCCCUGCUGUGAGGAGAAGAGGUAUUGCUCCAGGCUUGACCCAAAUACACCACUGUAAGUUACAAGGCAGGCAGGGAGAGACAAAGUCUGUCUGAGUGGGAAGAGAGUAGUGGGGGAGGAUAAAGUGAGAGCUAGAAACUAAACUCUAUCCAGUUUCCCAACACAUCACCGAUAGUGCUUCUAACUGCCUCCCUAUACUAUAUACUGUAGAUGUCUGCACUCCUAAAUACUCUUCAAUGGGUUUGCAGAUAGUUGUUUUUUUGUUAUAAAGAAUUGUGACUACCUACUGUAGAUAUGGAGUACUGUGUUGUUAUCUUGGCUGCUGAUCAGAAGGUCUGUCAGUCCUGUGAAACAGAUGAGGAAACCCUUUUGAAACAUGGCUGUUGUGUUUAUUCAGGUGCAGGGAAGUACCUGGCGGUGGCGUCAGGUGACAGCUUUGUGGACAUCUAUAAUGUGAUGAGCAGCAAGAGGGUGGGGGUGUGCAAGGGGUCCCAAAUCUACAUCACCCAUCUGGACUGGGACAAGAGAGGUAAACAUGUUGGUUUAACAACUACACUGAUUGUGGCAGUGACCUUUGCAACUGACAGUGGACUUGGACUAAUGCCAUUGUAUUUCAGGCUAUUCCCACUGUUGGCUCAUUUACAAUGUGAUGAAAUCCAUUUUAAACCCCUGGGUAAAGGAAUAGUUAUUUUGUGUUAUUCCAAGUAUAAAACUGAAUGAUAAUGCUACUAUAAAGCACAAAAGUGUUUAAUUUGUAAUCUGAUAAAAUUUUAACUGUGUUCUCUCAUUCACAGGAAAACUACUGCAAGUGAACACUGGUGCUAAAGAGCAGUUAUUUUUUGAAGCUCCACGUGGGAAAAAGCAGACCAUUCCUGCUACCGAGGUAAGCACAGCACAGACACUUCUGCCAUGGCCCAGGGCGUUGUGGUGGCUAUAGCGGGGCUGGCCUACUUUUUCCCCCCGGGAUGUCACAGGACGGCAUGGGAAGGGCAUUCAAGCAUUAACACGGCCCACUUUUCUCCAGCAUCUUUCUAAUUCUGGCAAUUGAAAUGGGAUAGUGUUUUUAGGGCCUUAUACUGUGUGAGAUUCAGACACCUUGUGAGACACAGAGAGUGGAGGGCACUAAGGAGAUAGGGGUUAGAGAUGAUAGAUGCUGUCAGGCUGGUGCCGUGUCAAAUCUCAUAGGAACCACUAGUCCUCCUCUCCUCCCUCCUUCCCUCCUCCCACUUCUCCUCUCUCCCUUCCCCUCUCCUCUCUCCUCCUCCUCUCCUUCAGGUGGAGAAGAUAGACUGGAGCACAUGGACCUGUGUGCUCGGGACGUCCUGUGAGGGGAUCUGGCCUGUGGUCCGUGAGGUUACCGAGGUGACCGCUGCUUGCCUUAGCAACGACAGAAAGGUGCUAGCAACGGGGGAUGAUCUGGGAUACGUCAAGCUAUUCAGGUAUCCUGUCAAGGUAAGACACUGAUAUUCAUAUUUUAUUAUAAUAUAAUAAAUAUUAUAUAUUAAUGUCCUCUUGCCCUUACUGGAAAGUAAACCCUACCUCUUCAAAGAGUAUCUUAAAUAAUCCCACAGAACCCCAGCCCCCCCACCCCACCCAUCUAAAAAAGUAUUUACAAAAAAAUAGUUUGCCUUUGGUGAACUAACACUCCCUCUUGAAUGUUUCCUACUAGCACUGACUUUGUUGAUAGUUACUUUAUUGAGGAAAAAUGUACUUACUAUGACUGAGAUAUUGUAUGUGGUUGUCCCACCUAGCUGUUUUAAGAUGUUUGCACUAACUGUAGUUUAUUCUGGAUAAGAGCGUCUGCUAAAUGACUAAAAUGUUUAAAAAAUGAAACAUUUACACUAAUGUUAUGUUAAUUCUAUGCUAAUGUUAAAACAAUGUUGUUUUAAGUUAAUGCUACUUCUGCCCACAGGGAAAGUAUGCAAAGUUCAAGCGCUAUGUGGCCCAUAGCACCCAUGUGACUAACGUGCGUUGGACGCAUGACAACGGUCUCCUGGUGACGGUCGGCGGGGGUGACACGUGCCUCAUGAUCUGGACCCACGAGGCAGAGGGGCACCGGGAGGCCAGACAUUGUGACAGCGAAGAGUCGGACAUCGAGAGCGAGGAUGAUGGGGGUGAGAAAUAUACCCCAAACCAAACCUGGGGCUUCAGUCUGAAGUCAACAUAGAGUCAUUUUCUACUGAUAUAGAUAGCCUCCCUCUAAUAUGUAAUUCUAUGGAGCCUCCCAUAGAUGGUAAAAAGGCUGUGUUCUGAUCUAGUAUCUUGACAUUUUCUGUCAUUGGCCAGGUUAUGAUAGUGAUGUGACGAGGGAGAAUGAGAUCAACUACACCAUCAAGGCCUUAUCCACCAACGUGCGACCCAUGACUGGGGUCAAACCCCACCUGCAGCUGAAGGAGCCGUCUGUGGACGAGAGGUAACAAACCACAGCACUGUGGAGAGAUACCCAAGGGUUCAAAUCUCUUUUUCUUUUCUUUUUCUUUUGAACUUUCUUUAUUGGACACAUGAUGGACACAUCUUGAACAGUCAAAAUACUUUGAGCCAAUCAGUUUAAACUGAAACGAGGUGUAGUGAAAGCACAGCCAACUGGACACUCAUAAUGAAUGUGUCAAAGUGAGACCAAACGGUCCACCAAUCCAAUUUGUGUAAAUUCAAAUUUCCUCAAUCACGUUUAUUUUUUGCCUUUACGUGCAUUCAUACUGCCCCUUUGAGGAUAACCUCACCUCUCUCUUCUCUCUUCAAUGUCUGUCCAUCUGUCUCUGUCUGUCCUGCUCUCCUCUUUGAUUCUACUUGAAGGCAGGGGGUAGUCAGGUAAGAGACUUUACACAAGACAUCACCAUUACUUUAGGGAAAAGUACCUGUUGCUAGGCAUAAUAUGCUAUAAACCCUGAGUUACAGUAUCUUAUCUCAAUAUCAGAUAUCUCAAAUCUCAAUUGAUAAAGGAUGUUAAUAUAUGGUAUUUCACAGAAACUAUUGUCCAAAUAAGCCGUACAUAAGGUCUUUAUCUGGGAUUUGGAAAUGUUUUUGGUUUCAGGCUAUAAUAAAAAUAAUGUCUGCUUCAGUCUAUGGUUUGACAACCCAUGCAGCAUCUGUGGGUGCCGGUUAGUGGUUGUCAUAGAGAUGCUGAAGGUGCUGGUUGGUAUGGAUACUCCGUGGCGCUGAAUAUGGUGUAUUUUAUGUCCUCAGUGGCUGCAGUGUCAGUGUUGUGUUACGCUGCUGUGUCGGUGGGGCAGCUGUGAACGCUGUGCUGUCAAAACCCUUGUUCUAAUGUUCUCUUUCUCUUUGUUAUUGCUGCCAUGGAAGAGGGUCAAGGUAAGACACAUAUCUUUGACACAGAUCUUUGACUUGAGAAAGAUUGGUCGAUGGGGUCAUACACAGCAGCUGUUCUUAUUCUGUUUCAGACCUCCUGUAAGCAGGGCACUGCCACAGCCUGAGAAGCUGCAGACCAACAACGUGGGCAAGAAGAAAAGGACCAUCGAGGUGAGACUGGUGUUACCUCAGGACAAAUACACACAUCCAAAUAAUGUUUUAUGGAUGUUGGCUAUUGCAACCAACAUAAGCCCACCUAUCUCAUCAAAUAAGAUUUUUACAUUAGCAUUUGUCAUUCAGCAAAUGGGUUGGUCAUUGUUUUGGUAAUGCAAUCAUUUAGAUUGUGUUCUGCUUUGUCCACUCCAGACCUCCUCUUUAGGGACCAUGAUUUAACCAUAAUUACAUCUUGAGGAAGUACAUGUUGUGCUGUCCUGUCGUUCCUGACACUGACAAAAAAUGAAGUUGUCUCGUCUCUCUGUAGCUAUGGGGAUUACCUUUGACCCUGGCCCUUUCAUGACUCUCCGACAGGACCUGGUGCUGGAUUUGGUUUUUGGUUACCGUGGCAAUGACUGCCGCAACAACGUCCACUACCUGAAUGAGGGGGCGGAUAUCAUCUACCACACAGCUUCUGUCGGCAUCGUCCUCAACCUAACCACAGGUGGGCGGGGUUGGAGUAGAGAAGGGAUGUCAGAGUUGUGUUAAUCUGAACAGAGUUUUACAGUACUGUUGAAUGAGUCUUAAUGCUGUUCUUUGAGAUCCUAAAUAUGUCCUUUAAUGUUCUUACGAGAACUGUCAAUUUAUAUAUAUAUUUGUGUGUGUGUGUGUGUGUGUGUGUGUGUGUGUGUGUGUGUGUGUGUGUGUGUGUGGUUGCAUGUGCCUGCGUCUGUGUGUGUGUUUCCUUGCAGCCUGCCAAAGCUUCUAUAUAGAACAUAGUGAUGACAUUCUGUGCCUGACUAUCAAUCAACACCCCAAAUUCCCCAACGUGGUGGCAACUGGCCAAGUAGGUAUGUUUGUGAGAGGUUGACCUCAUGUUUUUUCCCCUCUGUGUUGUUACUGUGUGUUCUGCUGGGGGAUUACUGUACUCCCCUCCCCCUCGCUUAUCUGUGCUCUGAAACAGCUAACCUGUAUAAUCGAAAUAUCCACACGGUUGAAUAAAAGAAUAAUUGUCACGCAUGCUCUGUGCCUCACAAUCCCCAGAAACCUAUCAAACACACAUGCUCUGAAAACAGCUGUUAUUUGUCUCUAAAGAGAGAAUGAAAAGCUGCAUGUGGUAGCUCCUUUAUGAGGAAAACUACUACAAUACAGUAUGCUGACAAUAAUCGUAUUAACACUUGGACUGUGUAAAAUAGUGUCAUAGAGUUGUAGUGGUGCCUGUGAUCUUAGUAGUAUUUUUUUAUGUUUUCAUUUUUUCCUUACAGGUGAUACUGGUGAUAUGUCAGGUAAGAACUUUGCCAUUUCAAUAGUUUUGGUUUUUCCCAGAUAGCAGAGAAUGUUAUUCUGAGUGAGAGUGUUUCAAUACACUAAAGGAAAACUAUAAUUUUGAAAUGAUCCCUGAAGAUGUAUUUCUUAUGGUAGAUUGAGAAUAUAUCUCCUUUACAUUUUAGUCAUUUAGCAGACGCUCUUAUCCUUCAUAGAGAGCAUGGUUUAAUUGAUUAACAGCUAUCCAAAUACCUUCUACUACAGGGAUCAUCAACUAGAUUCAGCCGCGGGGCGAUUUUUUUAUUGAGCGGAUGGUCGGGGGGCCGGAACAUAAUUACCAAUAAUUUGUAGACUGCAAUUUGACCGCACGAAUCCCAAACAGAUGUAAUAUUUGACAAAAACAUGAUCAUUUCAAACCUUGCUUGCAUUUGUAUACGAUCACGUGUCUCUCUAUUAAGCAUGGGCAUACUAAGGAACAGAUUAAAACAAUUCAAAUAACUGGUGUCUUUACAGUCUUUUAUGUCCAACAAUGAUAUUUUGUUUUUUAUUGUUAAGAACAUUUGGGGGGCCAAAUAAAACCAAAGUGUUUCAAUACACUAAAGGAAAAAUAUAAUUUUGAAAUGAUCCCUGAAGAUGUAUUUCUUAUGGUAGAUUGAGAAUAUCCUUAUCUCCUUUAUAGAGAGUGGUUUAAUUGAUUAACAGCUAUCCAGAUACCAGUUGGGGAACCCUGUUCUACUACAUCCACAAUGUUGAUACACUGCCACCUAGUGGGUUAUAUGGGAAGGGCAAGUGUGCACCUCACACAAACUUGCUUGCUUUGGUUUGAAGCCUUUGCAGCUCUUGUUUGACCCCCACUUACAUUAGUAGGCUACUUUAUUCAAGACACGUUUUUAUAUGAAUGCACCAUUGAUAUUUAAUAUCCCUGAUCAACUAUUUUAGAAUAAAAAAGUCACAUAAUCAUUUGUGGAUUUAGUUUGGACCAAAAGUUUCUGUCCUCUUCUCAGCCAGCAUACAUGAAGCUUGAAUCUACAAUUCUCUUGUUCCCUCCUUCAGCCACGUCGCCCUCCAUUCAUGUGUGGGACGCCAUGAACAAGCAGACGCUGUCUGUCCUGCGCUGUUUCCACUCCCGGGGCGUCUGCUCGGUUAGCUUCAGUGCCACUGGGAAGCUGCUGCUCUCUGUGGGUCUGGACCCAGAACACACCAUCACCAUCUGGAAGUGGCAAGAAGGUAAACACCUAACACCAACUCAAUACAGGCUAUUCACCUCAUCACGGUGCACCUGUUAGUGCCCAGCUGGAACGAAUACAGGUAGAUAUAUCACCUACAGAGCUUGUAAUAAUAAAUCAUUCUUCUCAAGGUGUCAACGUGGCCAGCCGGUCAGGUCACAUUCAGCGGAUCUUUGUGGCGGAGUUCCGUCCAGACUCGGACACCCAGUUUGUGUCUGUGGGUAUCAAGCAUGUGAGGUUCUGGACGCUGGCGGGCCGGGCUCUGCUCAGUAAAAAGGGCGUGAUGAGUACCAUAGAGGACGCCCGCAUGCAGACCAUGCUCUCUGUGGCAUUUGGGGCUGUAAGUCCAUUCCCCACUCUCUAUUGCCAUAUGAUACCCAAUUGGACAAUACAGUUACUGCAUGUGCAAUUUCCCUAUGGAAUAUGUAUAAUCAGCAUUAACAUUUGACAUUCUGCUUAUUGUUAAGACAUACUAUAUUUAUUUCAUUUAUUUCCUAAUGACUUGAAUUCAUGUUGAAAACAUUUUAAUAUAACCUACCUUUCAUUUCAAAGGCAUGACAAUGGUGUGCAGUAUGACACAUAUAUGAUAUAUGUAGUAAUAAUUACAUGCAUAUAAAAGCCUAUUGAAUAUACUUGGCUAUGGUUAACAAUGAUAAUACGGAUCAAAAUGGAUAACAUGCAAUGUCAUUGAUUCUUGUACUGCUUGACUGUCUGUGCAAUUCUCCUCUGCUCUUUUAGAUCACUAGAUUAGUGUUGUUUUUUUUUUUUUCAGAAUAACUUGACAUUUACAGGUACCAUUAGUGGGGAUGUGUGUGUGUGGAAGGAUCACAUUCUAGUGAGAGUAGUGGCUAAGGCCCACACAGGGCCUGUAUUCACCAUGUACACCACACUAAGAGAUGGCCUCAUCGUUACUGGAGGCAAGGAAAGACCGUGAGUACUGCUCCUCUCCUCACUGUACCAGCUACCACUACUGUUAGCCCUCUGAUCUCAAUAAACUGACUUGGAUUAAUUAAUCUACGUCUGCUAUUUAAUGAGUUUUCUUAAAUAAAUACAUUUAGGAAUGAGAGUAUGAAACCUGAAUGGAAACUCCGAUUUCGGUAUGCAGUAGUCACAACAGUGUUGUGUUUGGUGCCCCCUAUAGGUCCAAGGAAGGAGGUGCUCUGAAGCUGUGGGACCAGGAGCUGAAGCGCUGCAGAGCCUUCCGCCUGGAGACGGGACAGAUCAUAGACUGUGUGCGCUCCGUAUGCAGAGGAAAGGUAAGGCUCUCCACCAUCCACUGGGAAUAAAGAAUAGUGUAAUGGGCCAUGCUUUGGUUAAGGAUCAAGUCCACAUCUGGAUUUUUCAUCCACAUUUCCCUUGUUGCUGUUGUAGGGUAAAAUCCUGGUAGGAACGCGGAACGCUGAGAUAAUUGAGGUGGGGGAGAAGAACGCAGCGUGCAACAUCCUGGUGAACGGCCACAUGGAUGGACCGAUCUGGGGUGUGGGCACCCAUCCCACUCGGGAUGUGUUCCUGUCUGCUGCAGAGGAUGGCACUGUGAGGCUGUGGGACAUCCCAGAGAAGGUCAGGAGCCUCUCAGUGUGUCCUGUUAGCUUUUUGAUGGAAUCUUUCUUACAGAUGUAUUGUACUUGAUUCUACUGAUGUGUUGUAAGUGAGGCACUAUAAGAACCUUGUGUGUUGACUUUCUCUGUGUUUAAUCUUUUUGGGGGAAACAGAAGAUGCUAAACAAGGUGAACCUGGGCCACCCAGCGCGUGCGGUGGCCUACAGCCCUGAGGGGGACAUGGUGGCCAUCGGCAUGAAGAACGGAGAGUUCAUUAUCCUGCUGGUCACCUCACUCAAGAUCUGGGGCAAGAAGAGGGACCGCCGCUCCCCCAUCCAAGAUAUCAGGUGGGGGAAUCCCUCAAAAUCACUCAGUGCUUAUUAUGGUGGAAAGCCAUCCCAAGUGUACUGAGUAUUCUUCUCUGUGUUGUAACAAAUAUCAGAGGACACAUUUUGAAAUUAACAUCUUUCUUCCUCAGGUUCAGUCCAGAUUCACGUUACUUGGCAGUGGGCUCCAGUGAGAAUGCGGUUGACUUCUACGAUCUAACGCUUGGACCACAACUCAACCGCAUUAACUGCUGCAGGGACAUCCCCAGCUUUGUCAUGCAGAUGGACUUCUCUGCAGACAGCUGCUAUGUUCAGGUAGACACAAGAUCUGUGUGUCUAUGAUUGUUUGUGUAAAUGCAUACUAACCCUCCAAUAUGAAACUCACAAUAUUCAGACUGUAUUAUUAUUUGCUAUUACCCAAACAGAUAUCUACUGGUGCUUACAAGCGGCUGGUGUAUGAGGUGCCAUCUGGAAAGCAGGUCAUAGAGCAGUCAGUCAUAGACAGGAUAACCUGGGCCACAUGGACAAGGUGAGUGUGUGUUAUGUUAGGGCCAUAGUAAUCACACUACUGACAUGGCCAUAUGAAAUAAUCCAUACUGAGGACACAGGGGUUACACCCUGGCAUCCGUCCUGGAAACCAAUAAGUGGUCAAGGAGAGUGUGAAUUUGUCAGUAGGCGAACGGAAGAGGGUGUUCUCCUCCUCGAUAGCCACCUUUCAUCGAGGAUAGUCAUGUGUACCUGAGUCCUACCUGAGUCCUUCGCAGAAGAGUUUUGAUAUCUGCCACACCCCCUUUAAAGCAGUUGUUUUCUCGAAGGAGAAAAGCAUGCAACGUUUAAAAACGAUAUGCUGCUUAUUCUUAUCUAUAAAAUGUCUCGCUUUACACAGUUAAACGUCAUUUGCCUGUUGAUGUGUGAGUGGAGAGGAGAGUCUUAUUUAAUACAAGCACAUUUUCGUCCACGUUCCUUCUCCUCGACGCCUCUCCUCGAUUACCUUUGACCUUUUUCAAAAGGAGGCGAGAGAGGACGGAGGAGAGAGGACGCAGGAGUUGAGCAAAUCCAAUUGAGAAAAGGCCCGUCAAAGCACCACAUGAUCAUUGGAGUUACUUCCUGUCUAACAUGUGAUGUUUCACUGUCUGGCCAGUGUCCUGGGGGACGAGGUUGUGGGGAUCUGGUCCCGUAACACUGACAAAGCAGACGUCACCUGUGCCUGUGUGUCCCACUCUGGCCUGAACAUUGUCACAGGCGAUGACUUUGGAAUGGUAAAGCUGUUUGACUUUCCAUGUCCAGAAAAGUUUGUAAGUAUAAUCUGUGUUCUAUGAUGCUGAUUUAUGUCUCUGUGUAAAUAUUGAAUUCUGGUUAAAUUGUACCUUAUCAUUCCAAGAUGGCAGAAAUGUAUACAUUUACAAUUAUAGAAUAGUGAGUUAUAUUUAUUUAUUUACGUCACUUACACUUACAUUUAUACUUUACAUUUGUUAUAACUGCUAAUACUUGUUGAAUCGAUUACUCAUCAAUUGUAUCAUAUUGCACAGUAGUCUACAUAUUCACUUUGACUUAAAAUAGUACUUAUUUAUUUUGCUGGUGAACUUCCACUAAUGUGAUUCGGGCUUAUGUUCGUGGUUUCAAUGUGUACCAUUCAUGUGUCUCUGUGAUGUUAGUGUGCCUGUGAUUGACCAGGAUGACAUAAUAACAGUGCCACCUAACCUAUGCAUCUAUUCUAAAUUCAGUCUAAAUUCAGCUCAGCUACUGGUGUUUUGGGGUAGCCAUUUUGCUAACACACUUCUUGUUCCCUGCAGGCCAAACAUAAACGCUUUCUGGGCCACUCAGCCCACUUGACUAAUAUUCGCUUCACAAGUGGGGAUCGCUUCGUCAUUAGUGCUGGUGGGGACGAUAGAAGGUAGAACUCCAGUCUCUAUUAGUGAAAUAUUCCCCUGAAAGUCUCAAUUUACAACAUUGUCAUUAGGGGUGUUUUUGGUUCAUUGCAGCAAUUGACAAUUAAAUCAAAAUUGCAAUGGUGUAUGAAAUACUGUAGCUUGGUAUUAGACUGCUGUCUGACUGUUACAGUAAUAAGUGUGUUUUGCGUCUUCCUUUUCUGUGUCCUCUGCAGCCUGUUUGUCUGGAGGUGCGUCCAUGCCCCUCACUGAGAUACACACCUGGAGUGACACAUCAUCCAUCCACCACUGAGUCCACUCCAGGGGGCUGCAUGGGCUUUUCCCAGCAUGGCUAUUCAGUGAGAAGAACCUGUUCCGCUGUGGGGAAAGCAUGUCAAAAUGGACAACACACCUGGCAGCUAGUAAACAUGACUCACUGCCUCAACACUAUGACUCACUGCCUCAACACCAUGACUCACUGCCUCAACACUAUGACUCACUGCCUCAACACUAGGUGCAAGCAUCUGCGUGAGCCUAAUUUUCACUCAUUUUCAUAAGCCCUGAGGUAGAGGGCAUUGAGUCACUACCGUUGCAAAUAUCUCUCCAAAACAUCACAUCACAGUUGUAA